Oncorhynchus gorbuscha (pink salmon) is the source of this 1783-nucleotide messenger RNA. RefSeq names its product glutamine amidotransferase class 1 domain containing 1 (gene gatd1). NCBI's taxonomy places the organism in Eukaryota, Metazoa, Chordata, Actinopteri, Salmoniformes, Salmonidae. The transcript has 7 exons. The record is from RefSeq and is a predicted model, not a curated record. Bases 113 to 757 code for a protein of 214 amino acids.
GUCAUUGGCUAGAGGAAGUCAAUGUUGAACUGUGAUCACGUCCUGUUUUCAUUUUUUUUAAGCAAUGGUCUGAAGUAGCAGUCAACGGAUUUGAUCUUGGUAAACCACCGAAAUGUCUUCUAAACCCACUUGUCUAAUUGUGGCCAGUGCAGCUGCACAAGGAGUGUCUGCUCAGUCGUUCCAUCAAGCCUUCUGUCUCUGUAGUUCAGUGUUCAACCUGCAGACUGCUACACCAGGGGGAAAGCCCAUAGAUUUUGUCGGGGUGGAUGAAACCACGGCCAGAUGGAUCCAAGACUUCAGCCAGAAGUCUUUUGCAACCCCAGCCAAGCUGGAGUCAAUAGACGGUGCUCGGUACCAAGCUCUGCUGAUUCCAGACUGUCCUGGGGCGCUCACUGACCUGGCACACAGUGGCUCUCUGGCACGCAUCCUCACACACUUCACCUCACAGCAGAAGGCGGUGUGCGCUAUAGGACAAGGGGUAUCUGGUCUGUGCUGCGCCAUAGUAGAGGGCCAGAAAUGGAUCUUCACAGGCUACAGUCUCACUGGGCCGUCUGUGUUUGAGUUGGUGAGGAGCCCAGACUUUGCCAACCUGCCUCUGAUCGUGGAGGACUUUGUCAAGGACAGCGGAGGAUCGUACACCGCGAGUCAGGAGGAUGCCGUGCAUGUAGUGAUCGACAGACACCUGGUGACCGGACAGAACAUCCUGUCUACGUCAGUCGCUGUCAAUAACCUCAUCAUGCUCUGUAAUGGAAAGUAACAUGUUUCCUGUUCUGCUAUGUGGGGACUAAAAAGCCUUGGGCCGGGGAUUCAAUCCGAUCAUGCUUUGAUGGCUAUGCGCCAUUUUUAUAAAAGGUAAUCAGCCAUUGAAUUGACAAAAUGCAGCGUUGAUCAUGAAUGCGAUGGGAAUAUUGCCUUUUAAGUAGCUACUGCCUUUGAAAAGCAACGAAUCCAUUUGGAAAAUGGCCAAUUUGGCGUCGAUUAUGAGUUAGAAACAGUUGUUCUGUCACAUUUUUUUUUUACCUGAGAAAUACUGCACCAAAAACCUUUUUAGAUGUAAAAUUACACAACUAUAACAUCCUCAACAUUUAUUACAGAUUUAUUGAGUUAUCUUAGAUUCAUUCUGGGGAUUUUCAGGAAGUGAAAUAGGCUUCGUGGGGGGAGACAUACAGCAUUAACUAAACCUCGGAAUCGGUCAGGAAACACCUCCAAAACUGAAAUCUAUUUCUCUAAUAAGCAACAGAAAAACACGUGCCAAUCGGCUGCUUCCGUGGCUCUAUUAAAAGGUGCGUUGCCCACAAAGCGCGAUCGGAUUUAACCCCAGCCUUAUUUUGACAUGAACAGGAUAUGAUUUAGCAGACAGGGCUCAACAGAGUAUACAUACAUACACACACACAUACAUACAGUAACAAAAAAACUGAACCUUUCAAACACAGGCAACAUCUCAAAGUAGAGCUCCUUUACAUUUAGUGCUGUGAAGGACAAAUAAAGGUUCUGGGUGCAAAGUCACUUAGUAAGAUAUGAGGACAUGUUGUACAACUCCUGUCUUAUGUACUGUACACCAGAGUUGGUGCAAUUCCAUUUCAGAAAGUAAAACAAAUUACAAUUCUACCUUUUAUUGAAGAGAAUUGGAAUUUCAGUGCUCUUCCUGAAUGGACUGGAUUUUAGAUGGAAUUGAGGCCAACCCUGCAUUCUACUACAGCAGAGGUUUGUAGUACAACUAGCUUAGCUACCACACACACACACACACACACACACACACACACACACACACACACACACACAC